AUGUCUUCACCACCACCAAUCCCGCCGCUGCCCACCGCCACCACCACCGUCGCCGCGCCAUCGCCGAGCCUCUCCACAGCGCCGCUGGCCCUCCCCUCAUCGCCGCUGGGUCCCACCGCCGGCGCAUCUACCGGCCAAUCGCCGCCACCCUCCACGGGUCCGCCGCCCUCACCCUCCACCGCGCCGAUCGUCUACCCUCCGGAGGCGAUGACCGGCGUCCUCAACGAUUUGGUCGUCGCUGUCCAGGGCAUCCGGCUGUUCCUGGCCGGUACAUACGGGCCGCUGCCGGCCGUCUCCUCCGGACCGCCUGCCCUGCCCUGGUACUCAGUACCCGCGGCGAUCGCCGGGGCCCAGACCUCGUUCCACCAGCCGCCGUCCGCCUCAGCGCCAUCCUGGCCGCAGUGGCCCGCGCCAGCUCUCGCGGCGCCACCUGCGCCCUCCGCGCCCGCCCCAGCGCCGCAGUGGCCGCACUGGCCCGCGCUGGCCCCCGCCACGCCACCUGCGACGACCGCGCCGGUCCAGAUACCACCGCCGUCGCCCAGCUCCGGACUGGGCCAGCCCACACCGGGAGGCCUCCCGAUCCAGCAUGUCCGGUUUCCGCCGUCACCGUCCCCGAUCCCGCCCUGGCUCACCGGGACGUCGCCACCGCCAGUUUACACGGAGGCUGGGGACCCACCAGUACCCACGCUGUAG
This is a messenger RNA of Aegilops tauschii subsp. strangulata, 693 nucleotides long. The record is from RefSeq and is a predicted model, not a curated record. NCBI's taxonomy places the organism in Eukaryota, Viridiplantae, Streptophyta, Magnoliopsida, Poales, Poaceae.